Messenger RNA from Pseudopodoces humilis (Tibetan ground-tit), 3243 nucleotides. RefSeq names its product MCF.2 cell line derived transforming sequence (gene MCF2). Gene Ontology annotation, biological process: intracellular signal transduction; dendrite development. Lineage: Eukaryota; Metazoa; Chordata; Aves; Passeriformes; Paridae. Gene Ontology annotation, molecular function: guanyl-nucleotide exchange factor activity; protein binding. Gene Ontology annotation, cellular component: cytoplasm. The record is from RefSeq and is a predicted model, not a curated record.
AUACCCAUCUGUGCAAAGGACAUCAGUGAUGAUCUGAUGAAAGAGUUUGCUUUUCUGUCUGGUGGAAGAGGGAAGGACAAGGCUUGGAUCAUCACCCUCCCUGACAACGCUCGCUUCAACGAGGUGCCCGAGGAGAACGUGGCCAGAGUCUUGACGUACCUGACCUCAGUGCCCAGUCAACAUGAGUCUGACACUAAAUUUAUCCUAAUCCUGGAUAGAAGACUGGACACAUGGACAUCUGUCAAAACAACUCUCCAAAAAAUAGCAGCGUCCUUCCCAGGGAACCUGCACUUGGUGAUGGUUCUCCGUCCCACCGGCUUUUUCCAGCGCACCUUCACUGACAUUGGAUUUCGGUUCAGUCAGGAGGAUUUCCUGCUCAAGUUACCGGUGGUGAUGCUGAGCUCGGUGAGUGACCUGCUGACCUACAUCGAUGAGCAGCAGCUGACCCCGGAGCUCGGGGGCACCCUGGAGUACUGCCACAGCGAGUGGGUCAUCUUCAGGACGGCCAUCGAGAGUUUUGCGCUGACGGUGAAGGAAAUUGCCCAGAUGUUGCAGUGCUUUGGCACGGAGCUGGCAGAGACGGAGCUGCCGGAGGACAUGUACUCCAUCGAGCGCAUGCUGGCCCUGCGCACCGAGAGGUACUGCCAGCUCAAGGAAGAUAUUACAGCAGUCACCAAAGAGGGAAACUUGCUUUUGAGCAGUUUUGAAGAGCCUGACUCCGGGGAAUGCAGUCAGGACCAGCAGCAAGAGAGGCCUGGGGACUGGGAGACUGUCAAUCGGUUGCUUGGUCAGCUGCGUGAGAUGGAGACUGCUUUUGAUGGCUUCUGGGAAAAACAUCAGUUAAAAAUGGAGCAAUAUUUACAACUCUGGAAGUUUGAGCAAAGUUUUCAAGAGGUCAAGAACGCCAUUGAAUUUUUAAUGGGUCAGCAAGCAGAGCUGCCCGACACUGGCGACAGCAUCCCCCAGGUGAAACAGAGGCUCAAGGACUUGGAUCAUUUCGAUGGCAUGGCUCAGGAUCUGAUAGGGAAGGCUCAGGUGGUGAUACUGCACGGCCACCAGCUCGCAGCCAACCAUCACUACGCACUCAACCUGAUCUGCCAGCAGUGCAACGAGCUGCGGCACCACUGCGACCUCCUGGCUGAUGAGAUCAAAAGGAAGCAGAUGCACCUGCAGAAGACCUUGGACCUUCACACCCGCCUUCAGCAGGCUCUGCAGUGCUGUGAUGAAGGUGCCUACCUGCUCGCCAACCAGCAGAUGGAUAAGUGCCAGUCUAAGGAAGGCGCUCAGAAAGCACUCCAGGACAUAGAAAGAUUUCUUGAAAGCUCUUCAGCCUACUUAAACUAUGAUCCCCAAGCCCUACACUACGAUUUUGAGUCAGUCUUAACAUCUGAGUUGAAGUGCCAGAUCCAGUCAGUGCAGGUGAAGCUGGAGAACGUUCGCAGCAUGUUUGAGAACCGGCAGUCCUGCUUCAAGAAGCUGCUGGACAAACACGUGCGGCCCGUCCAGCUCGUGGCUCCUCGGCCAGAAAAUCCACCGAGAUCAAAGUCACCCUUAUUUUCUCCUAAACACGGUGUAGAUUUUAAUUCCAGUUUGAAAUUUUCAUUUGAUCUCUCUCUCCCUGGGAAGAAAACUUCAAGAAAAACUCCAAGUUCUCGCAAGAUCGAAGUCAUGCACGACUACCAGGAGAAGCGGAAUUCCUUGCAGUAUUUUAUUUCAGACAGUGAUGACAGCUUAGAUAUACUGAAAGGUCAUGUCAUAAAUGAGCUUAUAGAAACAGAGAGAGUGUAUGUGGAGGAACUCUUCACUGUUUUGACGGGCUACAGAGCUGAGAUGGAUAAUCCUGCCAUGCUCAUGCUCCUGCCCCCCGUGCUGAGGAACAGGAAGGACGUGCUCUUUGGAAACAUGCCCGAGAUCUAUGACUUCCACAACAAAAUUUUCCUGCACAGUUUGGAAAACUGCCUGGGAGCACCCGAGAGAGUGGGAUGUUGUUUCCUAGACAGGCGGGAGGAUUUCCAGAUGUAUGAGAAGUACUGCCAGAACAAGCCCCGCUCCGAGUCCCUGUGGAGGCAGUGCUCCGAGAGCGCCUUCUUCCAGGAAUGCCAAAGAAAAUUAGAACACAAACUGGGGCUGGAUUCCUAUCUGCUCAAACCAGUGCAGCGCCUGACAAAAUACCAGUUGCUUCUGAAGGAGCUGCUAAAGUACAGCACGAGCUGUGAUGGAGUUCAGGAACUUCAAGAAGCUCUGGUUGCGAUGCUGGAUUUGCUGAAGUCAGUCAAUGACUCCAUGCAUCAGAUUUCAAUCACAGGAUACGAUGGUGACCUGAGCGAACUGGGGAAGGUAUUGAUGCAGGGAUCUUUCAGUGUUUGGACAGGACACCGAAAAGGGCCAACAAAAAUGAAGGAUCUGGCCAGGUUCAAGCCCAUGCAGAGGCACCUGUUUCUGUAUGAGAAAGCCUUGGUCUUCUGCAAGAAGCGAGAGGAGCACGGAGAUGGAUAUGACAAAACCUCAUCUUACAGCUUUAAGCACUUUCUGAAAAUGAAUGCAGUUGGGAUAACUGAGAAUGUGAAAGGAGAUCAUCGGAAGUUUGAGAUCUGGUACAGCGGGCGAGAAGAGGUGUAUGUGGUGCAGGCCCAAACAGUAGAUCUGAAAAUGGCAUGGUUGAAUGAAAUAAGAAAAAUUUUGUUCAAGCAGCAAGAGCUUAUAAAAGUGGAGAAGCAGCAGCCUGGCUCGUGCUCGGAGCUCCCGCUGUCCUCGCAGCUGGGUGACAGGAAGCAGCAGAGAGCCUCCAUCAGCUCCGAAGAGAACGACUCGGAGCGCACCAGCCCGGUGAUGCUGGACAGUGGGCUGGUGUCCCCCCAGAACAAGCCCCACAGAAGCUGGCCAGGAAUGUCCCAGUCGCUGGAAAUCUGCGAGGGGCUGGAGGAGUGGUCGGGCCACCAGUACCUCUCCAACUGCUCGGACACUGAGGAGGAGGACGGGAACCAGCUGUCUCCAGGAAAAUACAAAGCCCUUGCAGACUGCAAGAGGAGAGGAUCAGAGGACCUGCUGGUGAAAAACGGGGAUGAAAUUCAGCUCUUGCAUGAAGAUGGUGAGGGACAGUGGUUGGUGAAAAACCUAAACAGAAGAAAAGAAGGCUGGAUUCCUGUCCACAGUCUGCAGAUAGUAGUCGGUGACUGCAGAUUUCGGAAUGCCAAAGUUGCAGAUGCUGCCCUGUGUAACACGAGAAAGUUUAGUUCCCCUUGA